UCCUCCGGGGAAGGGGAGGUUGCAUUCCUGCUCUCUUCACUCCUGGGGUUGCUCGCGCCAAUUGAGGUCUGGGGCUUUACUGCCCCGAGAGGGACCAGUUACUUCACCUAUAGGUGCUGUCGCUCUGUCGACUGCACUGUGACCUGCACUGUUCGCGGGACCUUUAGAGAGGAUAACGGGAUACCUGGAAGCCAGGAAAUGGAUUCGGUGGCCUUUGAGGAUGUGGCUGUGAACUUCACCCAGGAGGAGUGGGCUUUGCUGGAUCCUUCCCAAAAGAAUCUCUACAGGGAAGUGAUGCAGGAAACCUUGAGGAACCUGAUCUCCAUAGGAAAAAGAUGGAGCAAUCAGAAUGCUGAAGAUAAGCACCAAAAUCCCAGGAGAAAUCUAAGGAGACUUAUAGGAGAGAGACUCUUUCAAAGUAAAGAAAGUCAUCAACAUGUAGAAGUCUUGACCCAGGUUCCAGAUGACAUGUGGAGGAAGAAAGCUCCUCCUGGAGUAAAAUCAUAUGAAAAUGGUGUGUGUGGAGAAAUCGGCAUGGGUCUUUCUUCCCUUAAUAGGCACCUCAGAGCCUUCAAUUAUUCUAGUAGCCUUGCAAUACAUGGAAGAGCUCACACUGGGCAAAAGCCUUAUGAAUGUAGGGAAUGUGGAAAAACAUUCAGGUUUCCCAGUUCUGUUCGUAGACAUGAAAAAAUCCACUCUGCAAAAAAACCCUUUGAAUGUAAGCAAUGUGGGAAAGCAUUAUCUUAUCUAGUAAGCUUUCAAACACACAUGAGAAUGCACACUGGAGAGAGGCCUCAUAAAUGUCGCAUAUGUGGGAAAGCCUUUUUUUCUCUGAGUUCAUUAAAAAGACACGAGAAAACUCACACUGGAGAGAAACGCUAUAAAUGCAAGCAAUGUGGUAAAGCCUUCAAUUGUCCCAGUUCCUUUCAAUAUCAUGAAAGGACUCACAGUGGAGAGAAACCCUAUGAGUGUAAGCAAUGUGGGAAAGCCUUCAGAUCUGUCAAGUACCUGCGAGUGCAUGAAAGAAAACACACUGGAGAGAAACCCUAUGAGUGUAAGCUAUGUGGUAAGGCCUUUAUUUCUUCCACUUCCUUUCGCUAUCAUGAAAAGACUCACACUGGAGAGAAACCUUAUGAAUGUAAGAAAUGUAAGAAAGCCUUCAGUUAUGUCAAGGAUCUUCGAGUACAUGAAAGGACACACACUGGAGAGAAACCCUAUGAAUGUAAACAAUGUAAGAAAACCUUCACUUCUUCUAAUUCUUUUCACUAUCAUCAAAGGACUCACACUGGAGAGAAACCCUAUGAGUGUAAGCACUGUGGGAAAGCUUUCAGAUCUGCCUCAAUCCUUCAAAAGCACAUAAGAACUCACACAGGAGAGAAACCCUAUGGAUGUAAGCAAUGUGGUAAAGUCUUCACAGUUGCCUCACAACUUAAAAUGCAUGAAAGGACUCACACUGGAGAGAAACCCUACGAGUGUAAGCAAUGUGGAAAAGCCUUCAUUUCUUCCAAUUCCAUUCGCUAUCAUAAAAGGACUCACACUGGAGAGAAACCCUACAAAUGUAAACAGUGUGGAAAAGCUUUCAUUUCUUCCAACUCUUUUCUCUAUCAUGAAAGGAUUCACACUGGAGAGAAACCCUAUGAGUGCAAGCAAUGCGGUAAAGCCUUUAGAUCUGCCUCAAUCCUUCAAAAGCAUGUAAGGACUCACAUUGGCUAGAAACAAUGGGAUAUAAGCAAUAUGGUAAGACUCUUUCAAAGUAAAGAGUCUUUAGAUGGGACUCAAAACUUCAAAUACAUGGAAGGACUUACUUUAGAGACACCCAUAAUCUCAGCAUUUUGGAAUGCCAAGACAGGAGGAAUGCUUAAGCUGAAGAGGUCGAGACCAGCU
Molecule: messenger RNA, 1884 nt
Organism: Cebus imitator (Panamanian white-faced capuchin)
Lineage: Eukaryota; Metazoa; Chordata; Mammalia; Primates; Cebidae
Product: zinc finger protein 878
Exons: 4
Coding region: 199-1713 (504 amino acids)
Biological process (GO): regulation of transcription by RNA polymerase II
Molecular function (GO): DNA-binding transcription factor activity; RNA polymerase II cis-regulatory region sequence-specific DNA binding
Source: RefSeq, a predicted model, not a curated record